AUUUGUCUUAUUGUAUAUUGCAUGUAUAUUGUAUAUCCUUUUCUCAAAUUACUGAAUAUGAUUUUUAAAUUAUUACCUUCUUAGUUAAUUAAUAUAAAAUAGGAUAAGCAACAAUUAUUUAUAAAUGAAUGUAAACCAAGAAUUUGUGAGUAGGAGGCGUCACAUAAUACCAUCUGCGAGGAGAAGCAUUCAUUCACACGAUCUGUCCGUCGAGGCAGGAGUGAUGGCGCGGUAUGGCGACGACAAUAGCAGUGAGGACGAGCGCGAGGAGGGCGCAGGUGGGGUUGACGAGGUGGAUAACGUUAUGAGCAAAUUUUCUCAUACUUCGAGCCCAGUUGCCAUGAGGAGAAGGAAUUCUAUGACACCCCCAAAUCUACAAUACACAGAUGAUUCUGAUGAACACGGUGUCCUAGCCAAGUCCUUACCCGCCACACUCCCGUCACGUUCAUAUUACAGUGACGACUUCGAUAGUUGGCGAUCGCAGAGCCAACAUCUAAACAAGUCCAACUCAGUAUCGCCCCGGCUUCGCGGCAAUAGAAGCGCUGACAGUCGAAACUCCAGCUUCGCCAGCAGAUCUCCAAACGUUUCCCACAGAAUAAACCAGUCAAGCAGAGAACGAGAACAGAAAUCCUCAGGGAAUAUACCCAAAUACUUAGUCGGUCUGCUGACUGUGUUAUGCGCUACGUAUUAUUAUGAUUUCUUUAGCUCGUCAGACCAGCAGGUUAGAUAUGAUGAGAGGAAAUUUCGCAGUGAUCUGAAUGAAUUGGGAGCGAAAUACAGAGUAACUGACGAUUCGAUACUGCAGUUACAAGCAGGAAUAUCAACAAUAUUUGAGAGAGAAGAUACUAGCUGUUUUAUAUUUCUUUAUAACAGCCAAAAAAAUGAUUAUGAUCCUAACAAGUUUGAUGGGUUCGUUGACAAUGUGGUUUCAAAUACGGCCAAGUUUUUACGUAACGACACGACCCCAUCCAAGCACAGAGUCGUAGACGGCGCCGACUUAAACAUGGGCAGUCACACUCAACUGGUGCGCGCGUACCAGGACGACAUAGCGACGGCGGGGGUGCUCCUCGUCAAGGACGUGGCCCUCGUGCCGUCGCCGCUCGCCAUGGCCUUCCACUACUACUGCGACGAGUACCAGCCGCUCGUCAGGAAGAGCGCCAUAUUCUUCACUUUGAACACCGCCAAAUGUCACAAUUCAGGCGAAAAAUCAUCUCAUGCAUCCGCGGAAAGAUGCCUAAAGGAAAAAUGGAGUACAGUCCCUAAAGACAACAUCGGGCCCCUGCUCACCAGGGUAGCGAACGUCGUGGUCGACGUCACCGAAGGCGUGUGAUUUUCUUAUGAGACCCCUGAAUUAAGGGACCGAAUCUGAGGAGUUUUAAAAACUUUGAUUUCAUCAAAAUUGUUGGUAAUUUUAACCUUAUUUAAAGGCACAGUGAUCAAACAUUUGCAAAACAAGUGCAGAUGGUUUAGUAUUUUGGAUGGUAGUGAAAGGUCGUUUUGUCCUAGUAAGAGAGCAAACGCUAGGCGAAGUAAAAGAAGUAUUUUGUCAAUCAAAAAUUAAGAAAGGCGUUUACUAAUUGCAAUUGCGCCAUAUUUAGAAUCGCAAAUGAAUUACCUUUUGCUUAUGAACGGCACACAUGGUGACAUUCGUUUAUAGAAAAAACCAAUCGAAAUCCAUUCGACCCUCACAUCAAAUAUCUACCCUAUUACCUUUUGCUUAAUACCAAAAUCGCGUAAUCUGAUUUGCCCGAUUUACCCGAGUUUGAAGUUCAGCUACUCACAUGGUGGAAAUGAUCACGUGACUACUUCGCAUCUGUCAACUCGAAACAUUUAUAAUUUUCGAAUAGCGUUUGUCGAUAAUCGAUUGUCAUCAUGGGUAGUUACAGUUCCAGUAGGUACCUACUUAAAACUUUUCGUAUUUUGCACGUACGUUUAGGCUUGAUGAAAUAUCAUAAGUGCAUUUUCUUGUCGGUCAGAAAUAAAAUAUAUUAUUAUUUUUAAUGAAAAAUAUACUUCCAAACUACUGCCAAAAGGAUGUCACUGUUAAUCUGUAAGGAUGUUACUACACCAUUUGAUCGUUAUUUUUAUAUGUAUUUCGAGUCGAUCCCAUAUGGAUUGAUCGAAUGGUGUGGUUACAGGCACAUAAUUAUGGGUUCCCACUAGUUACCACCGAGUUGUUACCAGUGGUAUCUUUAUCAGUAUUUAACAUUUAAAAAAAAUCACUAAUGGGAUUUUUUUUUUCUCUGUUACAUCUGGCGUCAGGUGAGAACAGGAUUUCCGGUUGUUAACAACUUGGUGGUAACUAGUGGGAAUAACGCUGAAUUUUAUAUGUAUACCUAAUAUGAUAAUUAAUGUCAUUAAAAUACGUAAUAAUGGGACUGACUAUUGUAAGAAUCAGUACAAUGGCGCAUAACGCAAUAUCUGAAGUAUGUAUCGAUUCUAAUUAAUAUUCAGUGAUGAAUAGUACAGUGUUAGUAUUUAAAAAAAUUACAUGCUUUGCGUUUGUGGUUCAUUUAUCAUUGGAGCAUAAAUUAAUAUUGCUGGCUCCGUUAUUAAGGCACUAAGGCCAACUUUCGAGUACAUGUCAUAUUUAAACUUAAGUCAUUGUCAAUAGAGGUGAUGAUGGCAGGGAGUCAUCUAGUAAACAUUUGCACUAUCUUGCCGCAUACUAAGGUGGUAAAUCGGAGUUAGGUAUGAUAUUUCUUCCGCAUUUGCACGGCCACAUGGAGCGAACUUUUAUUACCCGACUCGCCACCUUGUGCUGCGGCAAAUAUUGGACGUUUACUUUAUAUUGUGUAUGUAUUAUAGUGUGUCUUGUUUGUUGCCCCACCACGCAUACCUAAUAACCGUAAUUUGGAAAAUUUAAUCAAUUGUAUAUCGUAUUCUCGCGCAACUAAGUCCAAAAUCGAAGUGGUUUGUCAAUCGCUAUGGAAAUCGAUUCCCAAGAUACAACAGUAUCUUGCAAGCCUGGAAGAAAAGGCAAGCCAAAUAAGGUCUCUUGCUUGCCUAAUGGACAUGUUCUACGCACCGCCACUGCUUGGUACCGACCCCCAGUGAGGUUUAAUUAUGUUUUAUUGUGAAUAAUGUUUUGUUUGUAAAAGUAAUUACAAUUAUUUAUAUAAA
Molecule: messenger RNA, 3123 nt
Organism: Cydia fagiglandana
Lineage: Eukaryota; Metazoa; Arthropoda; Insecta; Lepidoptera; Tortricidae
Gene: TORIP
Exons: 7
Coding region: 125-1330 (401 amino acids)
Biological process (GO): membrane organization
Cellular component (GO): membrane
Molecular function (GO): ATPase activator activity
Source: RefSeq, a predicted model, not a curated record